AUGUUCAAGCAGAGCCCGUUGAGGGCCAGGGCCCGACCCAAGACACUCAUUCUCCUGGCCGUGGCCGCUUUCCUUUUCUACACAUCAUGGACGGCGUACAUCCGCAACGGGCGGGACGUCGCCAUCUGGCGCCACGGGCACGCGGCGACACUGGCCGAGGAGACACCCACGAAGCCUGUCGUCCCGCUCACUGAGCCGUGGAAGCCGGAGCAGCCCAAGACGACGCCGGCGGACGCGGACGCCAAGAAAGACGACGGCGAAUUGAAGAAGCAGGAGGACGACAAGAAGACGGAAGAGGACGAGAGGGUCAAGGAGUGGGAGAAGCAGCAGGACCAGCCGCAGACCGUGCCAGUGCACGACGAGGCGGAGGACAAGAAGAAGGCCGAGGAGGAGAAGCGGAAGAAGAAGAUCGAGGAGGAGGCGAAGAAGAAGAAGGAGAAGGAGGAGGCGGAGGCCAAGCGGAAGAAGAAGGAGCAGGAUGCGGAGGCUGCGAGGUCGCACCACGAGCAACAGUUGCGAGACCAGUUCGCGAGGGAGUAUGAAGCCGCCAAGAAGCUUCCUGGCAGCGGCGCCAUCUAUGGCAACACGCUCGCCUCUCUGAGCCGCAAGGACGACCGCCCGGCCAAGUUCGCAGACCGCUUCAGACAGUCCGCCGCGGAGGAGCAGCCCUGGGCCGCGAACCAGCGGCCGGUGCACUUCGACCCGUACCCGGACUACAACAGCGACGAGUGGAACAAGACGCGCCGCGCCGCGUACGUGCCGUGCGUCGGCGCGCUCGGCGAGCCCGUGGAAGACCUGCUCGUCUUCAAGGGCCACCCGCGCGACUUCCCCAAGCCGGGCAUGGGCGGCUUCGACAUCAUGGACAUGGACGGCGACAUCUGCUACGAGCGCGACACGCGGCUGGGCCAGUACGGGCUGACGCCGCAGCUGCACGCCAAGACGGGCCUGCCGAUCGACUGGGACAGCGUCAAAUGGGGCGAGCUGCAGACGAAGUGCGCGAAGCAGAACGCGGCUCGGUUCGGCAAGGGCAAGCCGAACGAGUACCUCAUCACGGCGUACGAGGACAUCGCGAGCAAGUACGGGAACGAGAUGAGGAAGCGGGAGGACGGCGGCGAGCUGGAUGCGCGGGAGGACACGGCUCACGAGAGCCGGACCGCCGUGCUGCUGAGGACGUACACCGGCAAGAAGUACACCGAGAACGACAAGCAGGUGAUCCGGGCGCUCGUCUCGGAGCUGUCGCUGCGGUCUGGUGGAGAGUACGAGGUGUUCCUCCUGCUGCACGUGCGCGACGACUCGGUCAACAUCUUUGACGACAAGGAGCGCCAGAACGUGCUGGACAAGCACAUCCCGAAGGAAUUCCACAGCAUGACCAAGGUCUGGAACGACCAGGCCGUGUGGGACAUCUACACGGCGCUGACGGACGCCGAGGAGCGGACGGUCCACCACGCGCAGUGGCUCUCUGUCCAGAAGUUCAGCAUCGACCACCCGGAGUUCGAUUUCAUCUGGAACUGGGAAAUGGACGUCCGCGUCGUCGGGCACAACUACGACUUCGUGCGCCGGCUGGAGGGCUUUGCGCGGAACCAGCCGCGCCGGGGCCUGUGGGAACGCAACGAGCGGUACUACAUUCCCGCCUUCCAUGGCGACUACGACACCGAUUUCCGUCUGCAUACCGAGCAGGCCACGCGCGGCAGCCAGGUUUGGGGCCCGCCGAAGGUGUCCUUUAUCAACCCCGUCGGUCCCAAGCCGCCGGUCGCGAACCCCGAAGACGACGCGUAUAAGUGGGGUGUCGGGGAGGACGCCGACCUGAUCACGUUGGGUCCGAUCUUCAACCCGGUGAACAGUAGUUGGAUUUUUGGUGAUAAUAUCUGGGGAUAUAAGGAUGAGGAGAACCCCGAUCCCAGGACGCUCCCGCGCCGGACGACGAUUGUGACGCAGUCCCGCCUUUCGAAGCGUCUUUUGGAUAUCAUGCAUGUCGAGAACCUGCGCGGUAACCACAUUGCGUCGGAAAUGACCCCCCAGACCGUGUCUCUGCUGCACGGUUUCAAGGCCGUUUUCGCACCGCACCCUACCUGGUUCGACCGUCCCUGGAACGGUGCGUUCCUGGACAAGUGGUUCAAUUCAGGAGACAUGGGCAGUGGCGGCGAGGGUAGUCCUUUCGGCUACGGACGAGAGAGGAGGUACCAAGGCACUACGUGGUACUACCGCGCGGAGCCCCCUUCCCGGUUGUACAACAACUGGAUGGGCUACGUCGAUACGGAUAUCGGCGGUAGGAACUGGGAGAUCGAGCACGGCCGGCCUUGUCUGCCGCCGAUGAUUCUACAUCCCGUCAAGGAGGUCGAGCCGACGGAAGCUGGGUUCGCUACCCGGUUUGAGCUUAACUACGGUUAA
Colletotrichum siamense is the source of this 2388-nucleotide messenger RNA. RefSeq lists its product as uncharacterized. The transcript is spliced from 2 exons. Lineage: Eukaryota; Fungi; Ascomycota; Sordariomycetes; Glomerellales; Glomerellaceae. The coding region runs from base 1 to 2388 and encodes 795 amino acids. The record is from RefSeq and is a predicted model, not a curated record.